AUAUUACGAUUUAUUUACUCUCCGGUCGCUAAGACCACGUAACUCAUAGCCAGGUGAACAUGAAAAAUGACAAGAAAACUUCCAAAGAUGAAAAGCCUUUUAAUAACGGUCAAAUCAAAAGGUGAUCACAAAUGCUAUAGUUUGUCAGUCGAAUAUUAUUCGAAUUGCCUAUUAUUGGAAUUUACGAACAUUGACAAGAACAGUGUUCAUUUAUUUCUAUAGUUUUUUUGGCAGGUUAUAAAUUGUAGACAUUUCAGCACCAGCUGGAUUUACAUAGCUAAUGCCUUCGACAAAACUAAUGAAGGUUCCGUAUUUUAAAUAAAAACAUUUCGUGUCGCUAAAAAGUUUUCAUGCUGUUACGAUAAUGAUUUUAAUUUAGCCAUGCGGUUUUCUCGAUUUCAUGUCCCAGUACUUGUGCUUCAGAUAUCUAUAUUGAAUAUCGAUCCGGUUUAAUGAGAGAAGAUGAAGCUUGCGUUGUUAGCUUGCGUUGUUAAUCUCUUAACCGAAGAACUUCGUUACCGUAUAUUGUCCUCUUUAAAAGGAUUUCUCAGUGUAAUAUAACAUAACGCAGAAUUGAACCUUCUGCAUUCCAUCUUAAAAGACUGACAAGUGUUUUACUCGUUAGAUCGUUCGACCGGUCGCUGGGCCAACGAAACUGAAAAUAAGAUGACAUACAUAUUCCGGAUAAAUAAUUCGAAGUUAUUUUUCGUAUUAAAAACGAAAAUUUAUGUGAAACAGAAACAAGGAAAAAAAUAAGGCAUGAAAUUAGAAUGACACUCCCAACACCCACACGGAAACAGGUAAAUCGAGGGUAUACAGUUUGAUGUUCAACACUGAAACCCUUUCAAUAUGCUUCGAAACCUUUUAGUUCUUACGGAAUGUGGACAGUCCUGUUUUUGCCUUUCGUUUGAGAGAAAGCCUUCGUUAUUCCUUGUCGAUGCUUUGCAAUACUGAUUCGACAAGUUCGGGUAUUGGGAGUAGCACGACCACUGCAUCUCCGGUCCUUCGAGAGCUAACGAAAGCUGGCGAUAAAGAAAGGUUACAACUCUUUCAACUUUCGUUUGCGCUCGAAAGACCUCGAAAAAAAAAUGUGGUCUUCACGUUGUCUUUUCAGAGACUGCUUUCGUUUAAAUCAUUUGAUAUCAGAGAUUUUUUCGCUCACCGCUGUCGCUGAAAAACCCGAUCGAACCGAUCAAAUUUUCACGGCCCGCAUUACGGAGUUUGCGAAGUCAAGUUUCCGCUUUGCCUUCUAUAAGACCAACGCUGAUUUCGUUCGGUGAGACGUGUCUUAAUUUUCUAAUCCCAGUAUGGUAAAAAAAUCAUCUUAGCUUCUCCGUAAAAUCACUGGCAAGUAUCAAAAUGCCCUCAAGUGAAGAACAAAACAUGAAACCAAAGAUUCUAUCGGGGCGGAUCGGCCAAACGAAGGAAAAAUUCGUGUACAACUUUGUACAAAUAAACAGUAGUGAAAUGAAGAGCGCAACUUCGAAACCUAGCACAAGGUUUCUUUGUCGAUUAACAGACUACGUAUCCUACUUGACGUUUAAAGGGCCACGUUGCAGAAACAUGUCGUCGCGUCGCUUUAAAUACCGGAUGUCGCAGAAUUCUUGACCAUACAAAGAAUAGAAUAAAACAAAAUUCUCGACCCCAAAGGUUCACGGAGUCGAGAGAGUAAAGAAAAUUAUCAGAUUUCGCUAAAACACCAGUCAACCAGACCAUCUGGUAGGAAAAUAUAAAUUCAUCUGAAAGCACAAUCUCAAUAUUUGAUGCCCCACGACAUUUUUAGAAGCGGCAGCCGAAGAGAUUAUCGCUGAAAAAUCCUUUGUUUCCAAUCUGUUUGAUGGGCUGUGAAUUAUUGACUUUUUGAAGGAAAGAGAAUUUAACCCGCAAACAAUCAUUUCCAUUGAUUUUCAUCGUAUAUUGUUUGUCCGCCACCGAAUUUGCAUACUUGAAGUUGGAAACCAUUGUUUUGCCCAAAUCCAGUUUUACAUUUUCGAUUAAAAAACUCCUAUUCAUACGAAUAUUGUUGUAACAAGGUCUGUUCCACUUGAUUGAAGAUUCGACAACAACUCAUGUUUGGUCACCGAUCGCCUCGUGUAGCUUGUAAAUGAAGCUAAAAUCGUCUAUUAAUUGAAAAGGAAAGUCUGUGAUAUUUCCUUGCGAACUGUUUGACACAACAUUUCCUGAUUUUCAGUAUUUUUUGAAAAGAAUCACACCACCUUCGACCUCGUGCCACGCUUUGUGUUUCCUGUGUGACGUCACUAAACGUCUCACGUGACAACAGGUGAAGACGCAUGCGCGUAACCACUGUAAGAUCGUUUUCUCUCGUAAGCAGCAAAAGCAACUGCAAAUGGCGUUGACUGAGUUGUAUUUUUUGUGAAAAUACUUCUCCAAACGGCGUUAUAUUUGGGAAUUUGAAUGAGCAGACGCCCUCUUACAAGUUUAGGGUGGCUAUAGUUUGUUGGAACCAGCGUCAGUGUUUUUUUUGUGGUGGAAAUUAAACUUGUUUUACGCCAGUGUAAGUAGCACGAGUUAGAUGACUGUGGUUGUAGACCAGCCCUCAACGGACGCUGUUAGGUUUGGUUGUGUGCCUAAAUGCAGUGGCAGACCAUGGCUUCUUAUUUAAUGGCAGUUAAACUUCCAUCUUCUGAUGAAUCAUGCAGAUAAAAAGUAAUGAGCUUCCAUCCUCUUAUCGAACCAACACCUCCAGAGACCUACGAGCCUAUGACUGCAGGAUCAGACCCUCAGCCGGCAGAAUCUAGCACUGCGCCAAAAAUGCCCAGUAUUUCCUCUAUCCGGCACAUCCCCCAUAUCUUGGAUCAUAAUUAUGGGCAGCCUCCACCUAUGACUCCUCCCGAUUCAAACAGUCCGGGGCCUGAGGAUGGCGAUACAGGAAAUGAGGAUGACGAAGAUGAUGGGAUUACACGAUGCAUUUGUGAGUUUGACCAUGAUGAUGGUUACAUGAUUUGCUGUGACAAGUGCAGUGUGUGGCAGCACAUUGAGUGCAUGGGAAUAAGUUCAGAUGCUGUACCCGAGAACUACCUUUGUGAUCAAUGCCAGCCAAGGACAUUAGAUAGAGACAGGGCCAAGGCAAUUCAAGAGCGCAAAAGAGAGGAACAAAGUGACGAUGAUGAUGAGGAGGAUGACAGUGAAGAAGACAGGGACACGCCAACAUACACAGCUAUCUCUAAUACACCAACAAGAAUCACUUUAACAGCCAAAGGCAGCCAGAAAAGAAAGCGUGGGCCCAACAAGAUCAAGGUGAAGGAUCAAGUCAUUCUUCAUGUUGAAAACCAUGAGAAGGAGAAGAAACCAAGAAGAAGAAAGAGGCAAAAGCAGAAGCCUCCCCCUGGAUUUGUCUCUGUUGACGAGGAAACCAGUGAGGCAUGGGAAAACAUGUGUAACUCAUCUGACCACUAUGAAGAGCUGAAAGAAAAUAUCUACACCAAGGAGGUUGAACUUCUAGCUGUAAAUUCCAUACAGGAAAAUGGAUUCUUGCCCUCUGUUGCUAACAAUGAACAAUUAUGCAAAGUGGUUGAAGUGCAGAAAAGUAGAAAGGGUAUCGUGGCCACAGAGGACAUGGACAAAGAAAAAUUUAUUGUCCAGUGCAAGGGGAAACUUAUGCUCCUCUCCAAGUUUGAAUCAGAGAAUCCAUUCUUCAAAAGAUGCAGUCCCUAUGUUUUCUAUUACUCUGAACUGGACCAUUUAAAGCUGUGUGUUGAUGCAAGAACUCAAGGAAAUGAUGCAAGAUUUGCCAGGAGGUCCUGCACUCCAAACUCAGAGGUCAAGCACUUUGUCCUCAGUGGAAAGCUGUGCCUAGGAAUCUUCUCUGCUAGUGCGAUACCCAGCGGAUCUGAAAUCACCAUUCCAUUUGAGUUUGGGUUUGAUGAGUAUCAUAGUUUGGUAGACUGUGCUUGCGCUCAGGACAGUUGUGCUGCAAUGAAAUACAACCAGAAGUUGCAAAAUCAAAACCACGAGAGUAAUACUCAGAAAAGAUUCAAGGCACAUGAUGACGAUAGCAACUCGGGGCCACCCCAAAAGAUGUCCCCUCUUGGAGCAUCUCUUGGUAACAGUCAGAGCUUGCAGGGUGACAGUGACUCUGAUGCGGAGAACAACCCCGAAAAGCGAGGCAAAAAAAGCAGAGAGGAGAGAAAGUUGGAGGCUUUACUGAGACAGAUUGAGAAAAUGGAGAAGAAAGAGAAGCGCAAGCAACAAACUCAAAAAGAACACAAGCACGAGCUGAUUAGCCCAGUGAGCCAAGAUGUGUCGUUGAACAAGCUCAGCAGCAAAAAUAUAAAAGGAAUAAAGCGGGCCUUGAACAGGAAACGAACAGGAAGAAAGCGAGCGAGGCUGUCAAGUUGUUCGUCUGAGCCUUUGUCUCCUGAUGACCACAGCAGCACUGCAUCUACUCCCACUACACAAGAACUGAGCUCUGUGACGCCAUCCACAUCGCCCAACAGGAACUUCAGAUUCCCAAAGGACAUUAAACAGUCUUUGGAUGAAGAGAAGAAAGACACUCCUAUCAAAGAUACUUCUGUCUCUGUAAAAACUGAACCAGCAGAUAUUAGUGAGGCCUCCCUACCUAACUCUCCCAUUACGCCUAGAGAAGAAAGUGAAACUAAACCUGUGAUUAUCAGCACAGCUAGUAGUACAACUGAUCGAGAUGCAACUGCCACACCUGACAAUGGCAUUGUAACGACUGAACAAGUUGUACCUUUGGCUGCUGAUAUACCAGUGUGUACAUCAAAUACGGCGGACAGUACGCAGCCCGCAAAAGAUUUAAGUAAUUCACUCGCAGAAUGUGUGGUUGAGGUUAACGUGGCUGAGGACAGUGGUAGAAAUACCCCUAGUCCAUGUCCAUCAACUACAGGCUCCCCAACUAGUGCGGAGAGUGUAACAAGCAGUUACAGUGGUUCUGCAGCAGAGAGAGUAAGUCCAGGACCUGCCCCUGGGAGUCCUGUGGCCUCUGUCAGAUUUGGCCACAGGUCAACAAGAACUAAUCCACUGUAUGGAUCUUUGAAGAAGAGGUGGCUGUUUCAGUACCUGUAUGGACAAAACUUAGUCAACGAAAGACCCCCCAAUGGAUUCAAAGUUAACGUUAGCAGCCCCAUGAAUAUACCUUUGAAUGGUAAAACAAUUCCAUCCUCUUUGAGAAGAAAUGGGCUGCCAAAAAUUGUAGAUACUUUACCCCUGAAGAAGCGGCAUUUGAAAAGAUACCAAGAGAUGUCGUCCGAACCCGAGCAAUCUGCAAAUUCAGCGAGAACUUUACCAACUGAGCCAGCGUGUGGCGAGCCUCUUAUUGUUUGCUCGCCCACUGCGCUAGAACAGCAAGUGCAGAUUGUAUUAGCAGAUAGUGUGAACGAUUUACAACCACACAGAGAAGAGGGUUUAACGGCUACAAAUGAACAAACUCAGCUAAGAGAUGAAUUACUUUUAAAAGUGAACGUUUCAAAUGCGUCAAACAUUGUGGAGACCACAAAUUCGACAGUCAUUUCCGAGAACAAUGCUCUUACGGCAACAACAGGCGACUCUAGUAUCUUGCAGAGAAGACCGAGCGAUCCUCGGCUUGUAAAUAAUUCACCGGUUUCUAGCAUAGCUCCUGUCGUUUCACCGGGAUAUCCUCCGCUUGUGGUGGCCGGCGCUGUUUCGCCCGUGUCUGUCGUGGCAACUAUUCCUGGGCAACCUGUGCUGCAGCUUUCACAGGGUAAUGAUACGUCUGGGACACCAGGAAAGAAAAAGGUUUCAUUGCUAGAAUAUCGCAAUCGAUCUCGGAACAGACUCUCGGUGGACACGCCGAGGACAUUACCACAGCAGUCUGCUGGAGUGACAAGUAUAACUAACGGUCCCUCUUCGUCAGGCUUAUCGCAUCUCGUCAUGAAAUCGCCUUCCCUUCCGAAUCUCACCUCGCCAUCAACGGCACCGUCCCUUGUCCAUCGACCGAUUCCUAGUAGUAGUGAAAUUAACGGGCCUCAUGUGGAGCCUGUUAGCCCAGAAAUGGAAGAAAAGUCUACAGGCUCGCUGCAUCGAGUGACGAAAAUUUCCAACAGCGCUUAUGGACGAGUGAGCACCACUUCUUCAAGAAGUUCGAUGUUCGGUGAUGGAGAUUCGCGCCUCAAGAGAGAAAUUCAAACGAAACACGCACAAGAGCAGCUGACAAGAAAGGAGGAAGUAAGGGCUAAGGCACAAGAAAAGCUGAGUUCUUUCAUCGCGGAGCAACUGCUAAAAGAUUCGACUCCAAAACUAUCUAAAGCGCCCUCAGUAAUUGGAAGAUCGCCUUGUACCAGCACCAGCAGUGAGUCUUCGAAUCCACCAACGGAACUAACGGGUGACGCCAUGGAAAUCGAGGAUGAGGACAGCAAUUCAAACUCCGAUAUUUACGUCAAUACUCUGAUGGCCGCUCCUUCCGCUCACUCACACUCCCAGCAUAUAUCCCAUCGUCCUUCGCUCCUUGCACAAUUUACUCAACCGAAUUACAGAAUAAGUCACUCGCAGCAACCUCUGUAUUUGACAACAGCCGCGCCCCAGCUUACCUCUCCGUCGCAGCCACCGACGCGGCUACCAAGCAAUUCGCCUCAGUAUCUUGUGACCAGCCCUUCAGCUCCAGCACACGUCCGUUUUCAACCUCCGUACCAAGCCGCGCCAUCACAGACGGCUGGUUUCUACCACCACUGAAUUUUGACUGGCUGACGAGAACUCGGUUAAAUGAAAGAAGCUCUAACUUGUGAUGUAUUUAGAGACUGGUUAUUGUAAAUUUCAAGUUUAGUUUUAUCUAGAGCCAAGCUCUUUCUGAUCAAGGCGAACGCUUUUGCGUUCGUUCACUGACAAUUUAUGUUGUUGGUCUUGGAUUCAUGUGAAGGAUGAUAAAAAGAAGAGAUCUUGUUUCACAAAUUGCAUUUAAAUUGGUGAUUUUUCGGAAAGUUUAGCAGUGAGUUGUUAGGAUUUGUUGUUCACGUAAUUCUCGAAUCAGCAAUGUUAAUGUUAGGUUUUACGAACCAUCGCGACCAUUCCAUUGUGGUUUAAAGCCUACUAAAAGUUGUUUUACAUUCUCACAUACAUCACUUUGUAUCAUAGCCCUCCCUGUAUCUUAAAACUGUUAUUUUAGAUGGGAACCAAGAGUUAAUAAAGAUGUGUAUGGCUAAUGCCGUUUCGUAACA
Stylophora pistillata is the source of this 7151-nucleotide messenger RNA. RefSeq lists its product as uncharacterized. Gene Ontology annotation, biological process: regulation of DNA-templated transcription. NCBI's taxonomy places the organism in Eukaryota, Metazoa, Cnidaria, Anthozoa, Scleractinia, Pocilloporidae. The record is from RefSeq and is a predicted model, not a curated record. Gene Ontology annotation, cellular component: Set3 complex; Rpd3L-Expanded complex.